AUGUUCUACCAACCGGGCUCGACACCGCAUAACCUUCCUCAUGACCCGUUCAAGGCCUGCGUCGUCCCCCGCCCAAUCGGCUGGAUAAGCACAAAAUCCCACGACGGCCACACCAACCUCGCCCCCUACUCCCAAUUCAACAACCUAACCUUCGACCCGCCGUACGUGAUGUUCUCCGCGAACCAAACGCCCUCCCAAACGCGAAAAGACACCGUCGUCAACGCAGAGAAUACGGGCCAUUUCGUCUGGAACCUAGCGACCUACGAUCUCCGCGAGGCUGUUAAUAUCUCCGCGGAGCAGGUCCCGUACGGGACGGAUGAGUUCGUGCGCGCGGGGCUGGAGAAGGAGGAUGCGAGUAUGAUGGAUGUACCCAUGGUCAAGGACUCGCCGGUGAAGUUCGAAUGCGUGUAUCAUUCUACGCUAAGGUUACCUGCGAACCCGCCCAUGGGAACUGUGGAUGUUGUUAUUGGAAAAGUGGUGGGGGUUCAUGUGGAUGAUAGGGUGUUGACGGAUGGGAAGAUCGAUGUGCGCAAGACGAAGCCCAUUGCUAGGUGUGGGUAUUUUGAGUAUGCGGUUGUGCAGGAUACGUUUGAGAUGGUUAUUCCUGGGGGGAAGGAGAUUCUUUAUGGGUUGGAGGGGAGUGCGAAGAGGAAUGCCGAGAUGCCGAGGUUGUAA
This is a messenger RNA of Aspergillus glaucus CBS 516.65, 675 nucleotides long. Its product is annotated as flavin reductase family protein. The coding region runs from base 1 to 675 and encodes 224 amino acids. The record is from RefSeq and is a predicted model, not a curated record. The transcript is spliced from 2 exons. Gene Ontology annotation, molecular function: FMN binding. NCBI's taxonomy places the organism in Eukaryota, Fungi, Ascomycota, Eurotiomycetes, Eurotiales, Aspergillaceae.